AUGGAUCACACAAAAAACAAGAAAAGUGGGAAUAUAGGUCAUAUGAUUAAAGAGUUUUAUAUAAAUUGGAAUUAUAGAAGACCUAGUUGGAGAGCUAGUUUUUAUUAUAACUGUUUAUCUUUUCUUACCGGUCUUAGUAUUGUUUGUACAUUAAUAUUUCAACAAUUAUUGAAAUCAUUUAACUUUUUUAUAAAUUAUUAUUGUGAAUAUGAAUAUAUUAAUUUUAUACAAACCGAUUUAUUAAUAUAUCUGACUCUAAUAAGUUUCAUAUGUGUAUUUUCAUUUCUAUUAUCAAGAAUAUGUUCUAUACUUUCAAAUUUUACAAUAAAUGAUUUUAUGUCAUUAGGAAAAUGGAUUGAAAGAAUUGGAUGCACAGUGAAAUGGUUUCCUUGGCUUUUAGCCUUGUUAAUUAUAUUUUGGUUUAUUAUAAAUGUGUUUAAUAUUAUAACUAUAUAUACUACUCCAAAUUUAUGGUGUAGAAAUCGUUUAAACGUAGAAGGUAGUUUUGUUGCUAAUAAUUGCAGAUUGUUCGAAGGAAGAAUAGCAGCCUGUACAAGUGAUAUGGUAGAAAGGAAAGCAAGUGAUUCUUUAAAUUAUGUUCGUAAAUGUAAUGACUUAAAAUUUUUAAAAAAUCAUUAUUAUUUUACCUUUGUUCCUGAUUUAAAUAACAAAAAUUAUACACAAUGUACUUUUAAUAAUAUAAACAUUUGUAUAUUAUAUAAAAGUUUGAUAUAUAAUCACGAUGUUAUAGAAAAAAUUAGAAAAAUGAAUAUAGAAGGUUGUCUAAGAAAUCCUCCAAAAGAUAUUGAUGAUUUUUAUGAUAAAGGUAUGAAAACUAGUGAUUUAUAUAAAUAUUCGCAGUUAUUUAUCAUAGGAAGCAAUGUAACAUUUUUUAUUCUUAUGUUUUUUUUUUAUUUUCUAAAGAAGACCACACAAUUUGAUGGACUAUUUUAUCAAUCAUUACAUAAUUCGGAUAUAUUUAUUUUACGUAUAUUACGACCAUUGACCCCAUGGUCAUGA
Molecule: messenger RNA, 1020 nt
Organism: Plasmodium adleri (nom. inval.)
Lineage: Eukaryota; Apicomplexa; Aconoidasida; Haemosporida; Plasmodiidae
Product: conserved Plasmodium membrane protein, unknown function
Exons: 1
Coding region: 1-1020 (339 amino acids)
Source: RefSeq, a predicted model, not a curated record